AUGUCGUACGACCGCUACGUUGCCAUCUGCAAACCCCUGCACUACGGGACCCUCCUGGGCAGCAGAGCUUGUGUCCACAUGGCAGCAGCUGCCUGGGCCACUGGGUUUCUCACUGCUCUGCUGCACACGGCCAAUACAUUUUCACUGCCCCUGUGCAAGGGCAAUGCCCUGGGCCAGUUCUUCUGUGAAAUCCCCCAGAUCCUCAAGCUCUCCUGCUCACACUCCUACUUCAGGGAAGCUGGGCUUCUUGUGGUUAGUAUAUUAGUAGUAUUUGGGUGUUUUGUGUUCAUUGUGGUGUCCUAUGUGCAGAUCUUCAGGGCCGUGCUGAGGAUCCCCUCUGAGCAGGGACGGCACAAAGCCUUUUCCACCUGCCUCCCUCACCUGGCUGUGGUCUCCCUGUUUGUCAGCACUGGUGUGUUUGCUGACCUGAAGCCCCCCUCUAUGUCCUCCCCAUCCCGGGACCUGGUGGUGUCAGUUCUGUACUCGGUGGUGCCUCCAGUAGUGAACCCCCUCAUCUACAGCAUGAGGAACAGGGAACUCAAGGAGUCUAUAAGGAAAGUGAUGACUGUUCACUUUUCAAAAGCAGUAAUAAAGUGACCUCCUGCUUCUGCAUGUCACUUGUAAUAUAACGCAUUACUAGUUCAACCUGAGUUCUGUAGCUUUUGUGGUUUUGUUUGUUUGUUUGUUUGUUUUUCUCUUUAGUGUUUGUUUUUCUUGCUUAUAUUAAUGCUAUUCACAAGCAAAAUUAUUUGUCAUCCUAUGGCUGUGUCCAUAUCUACCUGUCUGGUGU
Columba livia (rock pigeon) is the source of this 790-nucleotide messenger RNA. RefSeq names its product olfactory receptor 14J1-like. NCBI's taxonomy places the organism in Eukaryota, Metazoa, Chordata, Aves, Columbiformes, Columbidae. Bases 1 to 597 code for a protein of 198 amino acids. Gene Ontology annotation, biological process: G protein-coupled receptor signaling pathway. The transcript has a single exon. Gene Ontology annotation, cellular component: membrane. Gene Ontology annotation, molecular function: odorant binding; olfactory receptor activity. The record is from RefSeq and is a predicted model, not a curated record.